ACAUUAAACGUGACGUCGCCGAGAGGAGGAGCUUAUGAGCUUCUUGAGCGGCGUACAGAGAAGGAGACAUGGCAGACACAGGUCUCGGGGCUUUCUAUGUGGGGAAGAUGAUCCUUGGAAGUGCAGCAGCUGGUUUUGUGUUUGGAGAAGCUGCUUCCUUUGCAGUUCAGCCCAGUCUGACUGAAGAUGUCACCCUGCUGAAUGCUGCAACUUUUGCUGCUGGCCGUGCUGGUUCCACAGGUGUCUCAGUAGUGACAGCAUGCCUCGUGUUCACCUCAGUGCUCUUGUCACUUGGAUGUGGUUUCCUGCUCGCUGCCAUGGUGAUGAAACUAUUGACUGCAGCCGGAAUGAGGUUGCCAUGGUUAAUAGAGGUCACAACAGGCGCAUCUGUUGUGAUGGGCGCUGUCAUCACAGGAGUGUUGGUGGGCAUCCUUCCACCGUGGAUCUACAUUGCCGCUCAAGGUGCUCUGGUCCUUUUUGUCUACUCAUACUCCAACAUCAAUGACAUGACCACAGCUCUGUUAAUCAUCUUCACCACAUUAUACCUUAGUGUUGUCUAUGGACGGAUGGGUGCCAUAGCUGGAUUUUUUUGUAUGGGACUCACCAUCUCAGUCCUCUGUGCCCUUCGAAAGACCCUGACCGAGCGGUUGACACGAAGAUCAAAAUCUAAAAACGGAUGCAGACUGUUGGAGAGGAUAUUUUUCUACUCUGUUUUUGUGGGGAUUCUGGGAUUUUCUGUUGGCUUAGGGGCAGGUGAAACAGGAGAGGGGUCAGAGGCGGAGGUGGUUUUGAUGCUGCAGUCAGUUGUUUGGGUGGCAUCUCUGUCUGCAGGGCUGCUAGGAGCUGGUCUGGGAACGGUGUCCAUGGUUGGGUUGGGGCCAGAGGCAGCUGGGAAGGUCGGCGUGGGAGCUGCUAUCAUAACGUCAGUGGCUUUAAGAGUCAUUCAGCAUCAGAACUCCUUUCUAAGGGCAAGAGGCUGCACAGGAGCAGCAUUAGGGGCAGCUACAGCUGCAGGGGUGUCACUCGGUGCUGCAAGUGUUGCAGCCAAACAAGCAUUUGGGUCUAGAAAUUCAACUUUAGUAGUUUUAGGAUCUGUUGUUGUCGGUGUGAUUGUAGCAGUGAAAGGAAUAGCACUGAGAGUAACUUUGCUAACUACAUCAGAACUUAUAACAAUCACACUUGUUGCAGUAGGGGCAUUUGUUCUGGGUGCACCAAAAAGCCCAUUCCACACUCAGGUGAAUCUGCAAAGGGGCCUUCUCAUGGGGACAGAGCUAAUUAAAGGAAUCGGCAUGGAGACGGUCACCGCAGCAGCAGCACCUAUCGGAGCUGGGGCGCUUGGGGCUGCAGCAUUAGGCACUGCGGCUCUGGGGACACUAGGGACUGCAGGAGUUCUGGUGGCUAUAGUGUUAGCUCUGGGAAGUGUCCUGAGUGGCAUGAUAGGAAAAUCCUCGCCAUCAACAAAUACACACAGAGACUGAUGAAUGACCGGCAGUAAUACUUCCAUUACUGGAAGAUUACACCAACAAAAUGUUUGUUCAUUACAUGCUCCUUUAAGUUGUGCAUGCACAAAAAAACUGGUAUUUGUGUCACAUGCAUGUAUUUUUGUGGCCACAAGUUUGGAAUAAAAAGAAAAAAAAGAUUAAAAA
Messenger RNA from Melanotaenia boesemani (Boeseman's rainbowfish), 1646 nucleotides. RefSeq lists its product as uncharacterized. The transcript has 2 exons. NCBI's taxonomy places the organism in Eukaryota, Metazoa, Chordata, Actinopteri, Atheriniformes, Melanotaeniidae. The record is from RefSeq and is a predicted model, not a curated record. The coding region runs from base 69 to 1478 and encodes 469 amino acids.